Messenger RNA from Aegilops tauschii subsp. strangulata, 1923 nucleotides. Its product is annotated as exocyst complex component EXO70A1-like. The record is from RefSeq and is a predicted model, not a curated record. NCBI's taxonomy places the organism in Eukaryota, Viridiplantae, Streptophyta, Magnoliopsida, Poales, Poaceae. Gene Ontology annotation, cellular component: exocyst. Gene Ontology annotation, biological process: exocytosis. Gene Ontology annotation, molecular function: phosphatidylinositol-4,5-bisphosphate binding.
GGAGCAAGCAAGCACGUCCAUCCAUCCACGCAGUAGCAGCCAGCAGCAUGGCGGGGCGGCUUGCUGCCGUGCCGGAGGAGAGCAUGGGCUGCUCCACGGCUGCCUACCCGCCGCGUGGCGUCUACCUCGACUGGAUCCGGACGGUCGCCGUGUCCGGAGCGCAGAUAAGAUCGACUACCUUGUCCCAUUCCCACUCCCACUCCGAUUAUAGCGGAUCGAGCUACUCCAGCGCUUCGAAUUCUCACCUGUCCUCCAACAACUCCGGCUGCUCCUCCGGUUCGGCGUCCGCCGUUACAUUCGGUGGCCAAGAAGAGCUUAAGAGGAUUGCUCGCCUAAUGGUCAGCGACGGGUACACACAGCGGAUGGUCCAAGCAUUCCACGCCACAUCUUUGGCGCAAGGUCUUGGAAACGGCGGCGACCCAGACACAGACAGCGUGCUUGAGACUUGGUUCUCCGACCUCGACGUGGGUUGGGUUCUCGAAACCUGCCAAGAGCAUGGCUCACUGCAGCAGCUCCAACUCCAAGACCAGUCCGCGUCGUUUUUGCAGGACUUGGUGGAGAGGUGGAUCCGAGGCCUCACCAUAACUUUGCAGAGUAUACUUGAGAUGGUGUCCACUCGCCACGAGAUGGUGGCAGUCGCACGGUUUGGCAAAGCGAGCAUUUCAAAGAUGCUCGUGUUCGUCGAUGCCUUCCUCCUCUCUGAUGUCAAGGCAGAGAAGCUACAGGCCGUGCUAGAUAUGUAUAUAUGCGUCUCCAGGGCAUCAUACAUGUUUACGUUGGAUGUAAUGUCUGCGGAAGCCCAAGGCAUGUUCAACGAGACAAGCGGCUCGUUGAGGAGUGGAAGGGACAGGCUAAAAGAUGCCGUUUUCAGUGGCACGAUGGAAGAGAUGAGCAAAGUCAUGGACGACGGUGACGACGGCUUAUGGGCUAUCGAAAUCAAGCACGGAGGAGGCGGGAUUCACAAGAACACCCGUUUGGGGGUGGGUUUCAUCAUGUCCUUGUUUAAAGCAGCAGGUGGCCACAACUCCCAGAAACGCCCCGUAUACCUUGGUGGCCUGGUAAAUGACAUGAUCCAUUAUCUAAUGGAUUUGCUCUGCAGAAAAUCAGAGUUGUGCACAGAUCUAAGCCUGAGGUACCUGUUCCUGCUCAACAAUUCUCAUUUCGUAAUGCAGGAGUGUGACUCAUUUUUCUCUUUCGACACUAUGUUGUUGGUGUGGCCUGAGCGCUUGGCGACAUUAUGUGAACCUACAUCUGAACUAGCACCUGACCUUACAAGCGAGUGUAAUCGGUACAUGGCUAGCUAUCUCGAUGCUUCCUGGGGACAUGUGUUGUCCAGCAUACCGAGGUCGCAUUUUCCUGGACCUAUUCAUCGCUGGAUCUACACCUCUUCACUCACUAAAUUCGAGUCAGCAUUUCAUCAAACUUGCCAGGCUCAGAAGUUCUGGAAAGUGCCAGACCCUGGACUCAGAGAUGUGCUGCGGAGAGUUAUCACCGAGAGAGUAAUUUCAAGUUACCGGGACUACCUCAAGGAGCAUCCGGAGCUAGCAGAACAUGUUAACCGCGGAAGCACAAGUCCCGAUGUUCUGGAGGGCUUGCUGGGAGAGCUAUUUCAAGGGUGAAAAGUGCUUGAGGCAUCAAACAGAGUUACCUGAUAAAUCAGAGGCCGGUGAUGCUUCGCUGUUGUAUUUGGAUCUUUUUUUCCCCUUUCCUUUUGAAGUGAAGCUGUAUUCUGAAUCCCGUUUGCAACUUAAUAAACGGCAGACGCUGUCAUCAACUAGGCAACAGUUGCAGGUGCAUUACUCUUUGGUUUCGCGGUUCCAUGUCAAGUACUUCCACAUUCUGCUUGUGCUACAUAGGUACUCUGAUUGCCAUGUCCAGUUCUGAUUAUACAGCAUCAUAUAUGCAGACUUGCUUUUCUCUAUA